This is a messenger RNA of Diatraea saccharalis (sugarcane borer), 2748 nucleotides long. Lineage: Eukaryota; Metazoa; Arthropoda; Insecta; Lepidoptera; Crambidae. The record is from the annotation of a GenBank genome assembly.
GUUCACAAAAACCGAAAUAACCUACAAAACAUUUCAAUACAAACUUUGCUUAUAUGGUUAGUGUUGUAUUUUAAAUAUUAUUUAUCCAUCAAAGAUGUCGACACCAUCAAAGCGUCCUUCAUCUAGGGCAUCUUCUGACGCUGCCACUCCAUCACGAAGAACGCGUUCAUCUCAACAAGUUGUGGUACCUGAGACUCCUCAAAGAUCAACCGGUACACCGUCUAAAGAUGGAACUCCUGGAACACCUAAAAGUCCCCGGCGGACUCCACGAACUCCCAGAGAGGUUCCUGGUACGUCACCAGCUCGACCUUUGCCAUCAAGUCCCCUUGGCACAGAUAUAGACAUGAGUUCUCCACUUAAUUAUGGCACACCUAGUUCCCUGAGUACUCCACGAUCAUUGAUGCGUGGAGUAAUGACUCCAGCAAGGCAAAGAGCUGACCUCAGAAGUAAUCAGUUGGCACCUAAUGUACCAGCUCCAACUCCUACUAGACGAGGAGAGAAUGGUGUAGAAGAGACACCAUCUAGCGAGCCACAGUUGGUAGUGUGGGGUACGGACGUGGCAAUAGCAGAAUGCCGAGUAAAGUUCAUCAAGUUCAUACAGAGAUUUGUCGAACCCACUGCUGUAACUAACGAUCCUUUGUAUGAACAGAAAUUAGAAGAGAUACACACAUUAGAAGAACCGUUUUUAGAUGUUGAUUGUGAACAUGUUAAAGUUUUUGAUCCCAAAUUACAUAGGCAGCUUGUUUGUUAUCCACAAGAGGUGGUUCCAGCUUUUGAUGCGGCUGUCAAUGAAUUGUUCUUUGAGAAAUAUCCAGCUGCAGUAUUGGAACAUCAAAUACAAGUGCGGCCCUUUAAUGCUCCACGAAGGCACAUGCGAGACUUGAAUCCAGAAGAUAUCGACCAACUGGUGAGCAUAUCGGGUAUGGUGAUCCGCACGUCGAGCAUAGUGCCGGAGAUGCGCGAGGCGUUCUUCAAGUGUGCGGUGUGCGGCGCUCCCGCUGUCGCUGAACUCGAGCGAGGCCGCGUGCCCGAGCCAGCACACUGUUCACACUGCUCCACCGCCCACUGCUUCCAGCUGCUGCACAACCGGUCACACUUCAGCGACAAACAGCUGGUCAAGCUGCAGGAGUCGCCAGAUGAUAUGCCGGCGGGCCGUACGCCCGCGACCGUGAGCGUGAUGGCUCACGGCGCGCUAGUAGAGCGAGUGGGAGCGGGAGAGCGAGUAUGCGUGACGGGUGUAUAUCGCGCCUCUCCUCACACCAUCCAUCCCGCUCGCGCCACGCUCAAGGCGUUGCACCGCACGCAUAUAGAUGCGCUGCAUUACAACAAGGUUACCACUACGGGCCUGCUUAACACAGAGGACGGUAAAGAGCAUAAUUUUCCUCCAGAACGAGUGGAACUUUUUAAAGCUCUAUCCUCACAAUCGGAUUGUUACGAACGGUUAGCACGUGCCAUAGCUCCAUCUAUAUAUGAAAACCUUGACAUCAAGAAGGGAGUUUUAUUGCAGUUACUCGGAGGCACUAAAAAGACUUUUAACGCUGCAGGCAGAACACAUUUUAGGUCGGAAAUAAACAUCCUGCUAUGCGGUGACCCUGGGACCAGUAAAUCCCAGCUGUUACGUUGGGUUUACGACCUGGUGCCCCGCGCUCAGUACACAUCAGGGAGGGGCUCCUCCGCUGUAGGACUCACCGCUUACGUCACAAAGGACCCCGACACCAGGCAACUGGUUCUACAGACUGGCGCAUUGGUACUUGCCGAUAAUGGUAUAUGCUGUAUCGACGAGUUCGACAAAAUGAAUGAUUCCACUCGCAGUGUACUUCACGAGGUGAUGGAACAGCAGACCUUGUCUAUUGCAAAGGCUGGUAUCAUAUGUCAACUGAACGCUCGCACUUCGAUUUUGGCCGCCGCAAAUCCUGCUGAAUCACAGUGGAAUAAGAACAAGACUAUUGUUGAGAACGUACAGUUACCGCACACACUUAUGUCCAGGUUCGACUUAAUAUUUCUCAUACUCGAUCCGCAAGAUGAGGUGUUCGAUCGUCGUCUGGCCUCGCAUCUCGUGUCCUUGUAUUUCAAGGACCCCACUGAUUCGCAGGACGAUCAGGAUAUUGUAGAUAUGUCUCUGAUGCGUGACUACAUCGCAUUCGCUAAGGAACAUGUACAUCCAGUACUUAGUGAAACCGCCCAGCAAAGAUUAAUUGACGCAUAUGUCGAUAUGAGACGCGUGGGAAGCGGUCGCGGACAGAUAUCAGCAUACCCGAGACAGUUGGAAUCACUCAUAAGACUUGCGGAAGCUCACGCGAGGAUGAGACUCAGCCCCACUGUUCAACUGUUAGACGUGGAUGAGGCAGCCAGACUACACCGCGAGGCUCUCAAGCAAUCUGCAACGGAUCCGGCGUCCGGCCGCAUCGACGUAGGGAUCCUCACCACAGGGCUGGGCGCGGCCGCGAGACGACGCCGCGCCGACCUGGUGGCAGCCCUGCGCGAACACAUACAACCGCUGCCGAAACCGCACACACUCACACACUCUAGACUACUGCAGGAGAUCAAUGCGCGCGCACAACUGAUGGUGACAAGAGAACAGCUGGAUGAAGCUCUACGCGAUCUACAAGACGAAGGGAAAGUAGUCGUAGUGAGCCACACGCACGUACGUGUAUGCUGAUACAGCCUUAUUUAUGAAAAUUUUAAUUCCGUUAAGCUUUAAUUAUAAGAUUCUGAUUUUGUAAUGUCCAAUAAAGGUGAUAUAAGUGU